AGAGAGGGGUUUUUGACAGCUGUAUUUGUGCUGAUAAGCGAAGGCACAAGGAGACGAUCGACUAGUGAGACAAGAGGGAAGCGGCGGCUCGGAGCUGCUGAGAGGGGCUGCGCUUCCCUCCCGAGACGGCUCGGCCCUCCCGGCGCCGUGCUGGGGCUUGGGGGGGACCCGAGCCCCCUCCCAGCGCCUGGCCGGGCUCUCGGCCGGUGCCCGUGCCGGGGGGCAGCUCGCUGGCUGGGCACGCCGGCCGCGCGGGGCAGAUGCCGAUUGAGAUCGUGUGUAAAAUCAAAUUUGCCGAGGAGGAUGAGAAGCAGAAGGAGAAAGAAGAAGGGGACAAGGAGAGCCUGAUCGAGGAGCCCGCCCGGCCCCGCUCCCGGGACCUGGCCGCCUUCGCCAGCGCCAGCACGCUGCACGGCCUGGGACACAUCUGCCGGUCGGGGCGGCUGGGUGUGCGCCAGACCCUCUGGGCGUUCGCCUUCCUGGCCUCGCUCGCCUUCUUCCUCUAUCAGGCGGCCAAGUCAGCGCUGCUCUACCUGGAGCACCCCCACGUCAUGGCCCUGGACGAGGAGGCCAUCCGCGAGAUGGUCUUCCCCGCCAUCACCAUCUGCAACAUCAACCGCUACCGCCACUCGGCGCUCACCGACGCUGACAUCUUCCACUUGGCCAACAUGACCGGGCUGCCCCCCAAGGACCGGGACGGCCACAAGGCCACAGACCUGCUCUACCCCGACCCUGACAUGGCUGACAUCGUCAACCGCACCGGCCACCAGCUUGACGACAUGCUCAAGAGCUGCAACUUCAGCGGCGAGAACUGCUCAUCCCGCGAUUUCACUGUGGUCUACACACGCUAUGGUAAGUGCUACACCUUCAAUGGGGACCGGAGGAACCCGCGGGUGACCCGCCAGGGUGGCAUGGGCAACGGGCUGGAGAUCAUGCUGGACAUCCAGCAGGAAGAGUACCUGCCCAUCUGGAGAGAGACCAACGAGACGUCAUUUGAAGCUGGCAUCAGGGUCCAGAUCCACAGCCAGGAUGAGCCGCCCUACAUCCAUCAGCUGGGCUUUGGUGUCUCACCCGGCUUCCAGACCUUCGUGUCCUGCCAGGAGCAGCGGCUCACCUACCUGCCACAGCCAUGGGGGAACUGCCGGGCCAGCGUGCAGGGGGAGCAGAUGCUGCCUGGCUACGACACCUACAGCAUUGCUGCCUGCCGCCUGCAGUGCGAGAAGGAGGCCGUGGUGCGGAGCUGCCACUGCCGCAUGGUCCACAUGCCAGGCAACGAGUCCAUCUGCUCCCCCAACGUGUACAUCGAGUGUGCUGACCACACGCUGGACACGGCGGUGGAGGACAGCCAGGAGCGCUGCAGCUGCCCCACGCCAUGCAACCUGACUCGCUACGGCAAGGAGAUCUCCAUGGUGCGCAUCCCCAACAAGGGCUCGGCACGCUACCUCGCCCGCAAGUACAACAAGAACGAGACCUACAUCCGGGAGAACUUCCUGGUGCUGGAUAUCUUCUUCGAGGCGCUCAACUACGAGGCCAUUGAGCAGAAGAAAGCCUACGACAUUGCUGGGCUUCUCGGGGACAUUGGGGGCCAGAUGGGCCUGUUCAUCGGUGCCAGCAUCCUCACCAUCCUGGAGAUCCUGGACUAUGUCUACGAGGUGAUCCGGGACAGGGUGAGCCGGGUCCUGCGCCGCUCCAAGCCACCCCUGAAGAAGCCCUCGGGCAGCAUCGCCACGCUGGGACUGGAGGAGCUCAAGGACCAGAGCCCCUGUGAAACGCUGGGCCGGCACGUGGAGGGCACCUACAACGCGGGCAUCCUGCCCAACCACCACCACCGCCACCACUACCCUCACCAGGGCGUCUUCGAGGACUUCGCCUGCUAG
This is a messenger RNA of Haliaeetus leucocephalus (bald eagle), 1877 nucleotides long. RefSeq names its product acid-sensing (proton-gated) ion channel family member 4 (gene ASIC4). NCBI's taxonomy places the organism in Eukaryota, Metazoa, Chordata, Aves, Accipitriformes, Accipitridae. Bases 261 to 1877 code for a protein of 538 amino acids. Gene Ontology annotation, cellular component: membrane. The transcript has 10 exons. Gene Ontology annotation, molecular function: ligand-gated sodium channel activity. The record is from RefSeq and is a predicted model, not a curated record. Gene Ontology annotation, biological process: sodium ion transmembrane transport.